Molecule: messenger RNA, 4634 nt
Organism: Acanthochromis polyacanthus (spiny chromis)
Lineage: Eukaryota; Metazoa; Chordata; Actinopteri; Pomacentridae
Gene: hsf1
Product: heat shock transcription factor 1
Exons: 14
Coding region: 291-1853 (520 amino acids)
Biological process (GO): regulation of DNA-templated transcription
Molecular function (GO): sequence-specific DNA binding; DNA-binding transcription factor activity
Source: RefSeq, a predicted model, not a curated record
CGUGUGCUCUGACGUAAUCAUAAUGCGACAGCCAGCUAGAUACGCAGUUGUUGUUUUAUCGGAUUUGUAGGAAUUUUCCGUCACGGACUGAGUUCUGAUUGAAGUUUAUCGAGUCACUGGCGAACCGGAGGAGAACCACAAGAGUCUAGGACCAGAACUGAGCUCCCUGUGACCCGGGUCAGACCAGAAUCCAUCUGCGUGGCGCAGUUUGUCGCUCUGUUUGUGGGUCUUUGAGAACGCUAGCUUUUAGCAUAGUUAGCUCUGAUUAGCCGUGCGUUUGAUUCUGUCUGAUGGAGUAUCCCGGCGGAGGAGGGGCGGUGCUGAGCGGCGGGAACGUCCCGGCCUUCCUGACGAAGCUGUGGACCCUGGUGGAGGACCCGGACACCGACCCGCUCAUCUGCUGGAGCCCGAGUGGAACCAGCUUCCAUGUGUUUGAUCAGGGUCGGUUCUCUAAAGAGGUUCUACCAAAGUUCUUCAAACACAACAACAUGGCCAGCUUCAUCAGACAGCUCAACAUGUACGGGUUCCGUAAGGUGGUUCACAUCGAGCAGGGAGGUUUGGUGAAACCAGAGAGAGACGACACCGAGUUCCAGCAUCCGUUCUUCAUCAGAGGACAAGAACCCCUGCUGGAGAACAUCAAACGCAAAGUCACCAACGUGGCGUCGGUGCGUCAGGAGGAGGUGAAGAUCUCUGCAGACGAAGUGAGCAAGAUCCUAACAGACGUCCAGCUGAUGAAGGGAAAACAGGAGACCAUCGACUCCAGGAUCAUCGCCAUGAAGCAUGAGAACGAAGCUCUGUGGAGGGAGGUGGCCAGUCUGAGACAGAAACACGCUCAGCAGCAGAAAGUCGUCAAUAAGCUGAUCCAGUUUCUGGUGUCUCUCGUCCAGUCCAACCGGAUCAUGGGAGUCAAGAGGAAGAUCCCUCUGAUGCUCAACGACUCUAACUCCGCCCACUCCAUGCCCAAAUAUAGCCGACCAUUCUCGUUGGAGCACAUGCAGGCUGCAGCAAAUCUCUUCUCAGCCGACUCACCGCUGACUUCAGGGCCCAUAAUCUCUGACAUCACAGAGGUGGCCACGCCCACCGCAGAUGAUGUGGUCGGUGAUUGGACGGACCCAGGAGACAUCCAAUCAGUGGACAUCAAAGAGGAGCCAUGCAGUCCUGAGGUGGAGGUGUGUCCUGUUCUAGAGGGCGUGGCUACACCUGUGGACACGCCCCUCUCCCCCACCACCUUCAUCAACUCCAUCCUACUGGACACGGAGACAACGCCACCAAUGGGCACCCCGACCUGCAGCCCCUCUACAGCCACUCCUGUUGUGGUGACAAACCCCGCCUCUGCUGGGUCACUCCCACCAACUCCAGCCAGCCAAUCGCCUGCCUCCUCUGCCCCAACAAAUUCUGCCCCCAAGCCCCCAACAACACCUCAACAGAAAUGUCAGACCAUUGCUUGUAUCGACAGGUCGGAGCUGCUGGAUCACGUGGACCUCAUCGACAACAGCUUAGAAAACCUGCAGAACAUGUUGAACACACAGACCUUCACCUUCGACACGUCUCCUCUCUUUGAGUUUUUCAGUUCGUCCGGUCCUCCAGCAGACUUCGACCUCGACAGUUUGGACACGCUGCUGUCUGAAGAGACUCCUAAAGGAAGCGCUGAAAGCAACACAGGGAAACAGCUGGUGCAGUACUCCGUAGCCACACCUGUCCAACUGUCUGAACCAAUCAAUGCGGGGGAGGGCGGAGCCGACCUGCCAUCCCUGCUGGAGCUGGAGGGGGAGCCUUUCUUUGACGCCGACCCGCCCGCCGAUGAUCCCGCCACCGCCCUGCUAAGCCAUGCCCACCUGGACUCUGACCUCUGACAUCACAAGGAUGAUCCGUCAGUAACCAUAGCAACAGACACUCUGAGCACGGACUCAGCCACAGCAAUAGAUGAUAAUGAAGUCAAUCAGCUGUAGAUCAACCGUUAGGUCAAAGUUUUUAUUAUGCAGAUAUUAUUGAUCGAUAUUAACCAUUUAUAUACCUGUCCUCUUCUUCUUCUACUCUUUUUAUUUUAGCCUUUGUUUCUUCUUCGCUGCUUAAAUUAAAUCCUUUGUUUGUUGCUCACUGUAAACACAAACAACAAAGGUUCUCAGAGAACCUGGGUCACAUGGUCCAAUCGGAAACAGGUGUGGUGUCCCUGUGCAGGUGAGUCAUGUGACCCAGGGGUUCUCUGCGCUCUGCAUGUUGAAGUCAGUUUUUAUGGUUGUUUUCAUGUGUACAACAUAAAGAAGAGAAUCGGGAUAUUUUUGAAAAUGUUUAUUUCUGAGUGUCUUCUCGCCUCCUCUGUUGCCAUGGAAACAGCCUGCAGGAACAGACCAAUCCGAUCUCCUUCAGGGCUUUUUCACGUCAGCUUGCCUGAAUCAGUCGUCCAAUCAGAUGUGUAGCUGCUGGACACCUGAGACAAAAACCACUUGAACGCCUCCUGCUGGACGCUGAUGGAACUGCAGCCGCAGCUGGAUCAUUUCCAAGGAGAGACUUUUAGGAUUUAUUAGCUCUGUGACCAGAAUCACUUUCUGAAAGAAUAUUGUGAUCUAAAGUAUUAAAUGACCAAGAAAUACCUGAAUAAAAAAACUUGCCAAAAUUCUUACCUAAACAUUUAGAUACAUGCAGACGUCGUUCUGAAACAUGCUAAAUAAAUCUGUCAUUGUUAUUAAAAUUACAUGAAUAUUUGAUACAUUAAUGGAAAAAAUCUAAUUUAAAAAAAAUGUAAAAACUAAUGAAGUGUCAAAAACAGUAAAAAAAAUUUUAAAUGUCAAAAUUCAUUAAAUUCUUCCAAACUGUUGUAAAAAUUAAAAAAAACUAAAUGUGCAAACAAUGUAUGAAAAAUAAACUAUUUCGUUUCACAAUUUAAAAAGAGUGAAAAUGUCAGAAGAAUAUUUUGUAAAUGCACUGAAAAGCAACGGAUGGGUAAUAAGGAUUAUUUUUUUCUGAAUUACUGUCUAAAAAAGCUCAGAAAAAUAUUUAGAAAUGGUUACUAAUAAUUACAAUUAGUGAAAAUAUCAAUAUUUACAAAACGCCCCCCAAAAUAGUAAUAAUGAUAGUAAUUUUAAUCAUAGUUCAAAUUAUAUUUCAGUAAAUUUCCCAACAAUGGUAUGAACAUUAUAUUUAAUAAUGUUGCAUUCCUUUAUUUUAAGAAAAUAAUAAUUAGCAUUAAAAAAAUCUGAAAUUUAGUCCAAAAACUGCCAGUAGUAAAAAAUGUCAUAAUUACUGAAGAACAUUAAUAGAUUAAUGGAGUGGUAAAAAAAACAAAACAUUAUUAAUGGUAAUAAAAUGUGCAAACAUCUGUAAAAUAUUACCCAAGCAGAUGAAAUUAAACUGUAUUUAACCCUCCUGUUUGUCCUCAGUUACGGGCACCAAAAAAUAUUGAUGAUCCAAAAAUUCAGCAAAAAAAUUCCCCACAUUUAUAAAAAUUUGCAAAGUCUUCAGUAAGAAAAUCCAAAUAUUCCUUAACAGUUUCCCUUAAAAAUUUUGUUUAAGAAAAGAAAAAAAUCACCAAAUUUGGUAAGAAAUAAAAAUCCAAAUAAUUAAUAAAAAUCUUACAAAAAAUCCUAGAAAUAUCUAAAGUGAUUACAUUAUAUAAGUAAAAUUUCUAAUAUUUUCUUGAGGAACAUUUGGAAAAAAGUGAAAUUCACUGGAUUUUGGUUGACUUUUUUCCCCAAAUGUUCUUAAAGAAACAUUUUUUUCAACAUUUCUUAUUUUCCACAAAAAAUGUUCAAAAAUUUCCCAAAAAUAUGGAAAUUUUCACUGUGAAAAUACAUAGUUUUCCAUAUUUUCAAACUUUAAAACGGGUCAAUUUGACCUGUAGGACGACAUGAGGAUUAAGAAUGAAAAAGGACGAUGUUGAUCUGUUGCACUGAAUUAAAGAAAUCUGGAACCAGAAUGAAGAUCUGAGAUGUUCUGCAGCUCAGAUCCAGUCUGGAUGUUAAAUGUUUGACUUGACCUGCGAUGAAAAAGCCCUGAUUGAUUGAUGUUCUGAUGGAUGUUUGUUCCUGUGUGAUUCUUCAUGUUUCAGAUCACGUGUAAGACCAGAACUGAAACUGGUUUUAAGGUUUAAAUCAUCAAUUCAGCUAAACUUGACUCAAGAUUUUCAGAAUAAAGCGUCUGAAAACCUGAAACACUCAACGAUUUCAGGUCAUCGUGCAUAAAAUGGUGGAAAAUGUGGAUCAGUUUCCUAAAAUGUCUUCCAUUUACUGUCACAGAGGAGGAAAGAAGGACUAAAACGGUUUUUAUCCAGAAAUGACUGAAACUGAUUUAUGAAUCAUCAAAAUAGGGAUUCAUUCAUGGUUGCACAGAUUUAUCUUUGAUGAAAACUGAAGCAAAGAUAGUUGGAUGUUUACUUCCUGGUUUUAAAUGUUUGAAUUCUCAGUUGAACAGAAGCUUCUCAGGUGUUUCUGGGUCUGAACAGUUUAAAGUGAUGCAGUAACUGGUUUAAUUUUCUUUCAUCAAUCAGCUGUGAUCAGUAUAUCAGUUUUAAUAAGCCAUUCCUUCAGCCUGAGCUCACCUGACAGCUGUUCCCCUGCUGCAGAGGAGGAUUGUGGGAGACGAAGUUCAGAUAAAGUGUUAACUGCGAGGUUUAAGUUCAAUAAAACCAUUUAAACGGC